Messenger RNA from Paramecium tetraurelia, 873 nucleotides. RefSeq lists its product as uncharacterized. The transcript is spliced from 4 exons. The record is from RefSeq and is a predicted model, not a curated record. Gene Ontology annotation, cellular component: peroxisomal membrane. Gene Ontology annotation, biological process: peroxisome organization. Lineage: Eukaryota; Ciliophora; Oligohymenophorea; Peniculida; Parameciidae.
AUGUAAUUUAUAUAAAAAUAACAUAUUCCUAAGGCUCUCAGUUUUAUUUAAGCUGUGGAAUUCCUUGCUGAGUACUUAGGUAAAUCAUCAGAAAAACGAAUUUAUAAAUAUUUCUUAGGCUUGGAAAUAUUGAAAUUGAUUGUAAAACUUAGAAAAUGGUAAUUGGUGGAUAAGUGUGGUCUAAUGAUUUCAGAAAAUAACAACUAUUCCGAAACAGAUUAGCAGGAAGAUGAAGCUGCCUUGCAAUUCCAGGAAAAUUUGAGUGCCUUAGAAUAUAAUCCCUAAGUUGUCAAUGAAAAAUCUGUCAAAGAUGAACUCAAAUCAAUCAAAGACCCUAUUCCUAAAUUCAACCUUGGAUAUUACGAUGUGAUUCAAGACAAAUAAGCUUCUCUUUUAACAAUGCUCCCUAUUCCAAACGAUGUGAAGUAGAAAGAUUAUGAUUCCAAACUAAAUUAAAUAAGAAUUAAAAUUGGAGAAGUCUUGCAUCUCAUCCGUCCAUUAAUCUAUUGUACAUUGAUUCUCAAGCAUGGAGGAGAUAGCUAUACUCCAUACAUUGUUUCAUUCUUAAUUGAUGUCCUAAGAUUUGUAAUAGAAUUCCAAAUUAAAAUAUAUCGAAAAAGUUAGAAAGAGGAACUCAAAAUCAGAACAAAAGAAGCCAUAAUCUGCUACAUCUUAAGGAAUCCAUUUUACAGUACAAUUGUGAAGCAGAUGAUCUUAAGCAAUACUUUGGGUAAGAUCUUAAAUCCAUAAGGAUGGAUCUAUCGUCUUGUAAUCGCAUUAAUUGAAUUAAGAUCAUCAAAGUGUCUUUUAUUGUGAAGUUGUUAUUGUUUUAUAAUAAAUUAUAUCCACAAACCCUUUCUAUAAGAGAGUUAA